Messenger RNA from Drosophila erecta, 873 nucleotides. RefSeq names its product 40S ribosomal protein S8 (gene RpS8). Bases 170 to 796 code for a protein of 208 amino acids. The record is from RefSeq and is a predicted model, not a curated record. Gene Ontology annotation, molecular function: structural constituent of ribosome. NCBI's taxonomy places the organism in Eukaryota, Metazoa, Arthropoda, Insecta, Diptera, Drosophilidae. Gene Ontology annotation, cellular component: ribosome; cytosolic small ribosomal subunit. The transcript has 4 exons. Gene Ontology annotation, biological process: maturation of SSU-rRNA from tricistronic rRNA transcript (SSU-rRNA, 5.8S rRNA, LSU-rRNA); translation.
UGCUACAAAUUUAUAUUUGAAUUUAUGCAACAGCACCGAGUGUACUGUAAUGCGCGCGUUAACAGCACAGCGUUGCCCAACAGCGGCAACUGUCAAAAAGAUAACCCUACUUUUUUGACACGAGGUGCUGUGCGUGUCUUUUCCUUUCUUUCUCGCUUUUUACUCGAACAUGGGUAUUAGCCGCGAUAGUGCACACAAACGCCGGGCCACCGGAGGCAAGCGCAAGUCGCUCCGCAAGAAGCGCAAGUUCGAGUUGGGACGCCCCGCCGCCAACACCAAGCUUGGCUCCGGUCGCGUGCACAAGGUGCGCACUCGUGGUGGAAACACCAAGCUCCGUGCUCUCCGCCUGGAAACCGGAAACUUCGCCUGGGCCUCCGAGGGAGUGGCGCGCAAGACCCGUAUCGCCGAUGUGGUGUACAACGCCUCCAACAACGAGCUGGUGCGCACCAAGACCCUGGUGAAGAACAGCAUCGUGGUCAUCGAUGCCACGCCCUUCCGCCAGUGGUACGAGGCGCACUACGUGCUGCCCCUGGGACGCAAGCGUAACCCCAAGCACGCCCAGAAGGAGGACGAGAACGACGUGCUGACUAAGAAGCGCAGCGAAAAGGUCAUGAAGAAGUACCUGGAGCGCCAGAAGUACGGCAAGGUCGAGCAGGCCCUCGAGGAUCAGUUCACCUCCGGCCGCAUCUUGGCUUGCAUUUCUUCCCGCCCCGGACAAUGCGGUCGCUCCGACGGCUACAUUUUGGAAGGCAAGGAGUUGGAAUUCUACCUUAAGAAGAUCAAGUCUAAGAAAUAAAGGCACUAGAUAAGCUUGCAAGACAUGAUUUGCAAAGAAAAACGGAAUAAAACAACUUGUUUUUUAUAGGAAGUGCA